Messenger RNA from Sebastes umbrosus (honeycomb rockfish), 1299 nucleotides. Its product is annotated as urotensin-2 receptor. Gene Ontology annotation, cellular component: membrane. The transcript is spliced from 2 exons. NCBI's taxonomy places the organism in Eukaryota, Metazoa, Chordata, Actinopteri, Perciformes, Sebastidae. Gene Ontology annotation, molecular function: urotensin II receptor activity. Bases 29 to 1120 code for a protein of 363 amino acids. The record is from RefSeq and is a predicted model, not a curated record. Gene Ontology annotation, biological process: blood vessel diameter maintenance; regulation of blood pressure; neuropeptide signaling pathway.
CAGGAAGAAGGAGAGACCCACCGGGAGGAUGAAUAACAAGUCCAUCAAUUCUCGGGUCGUUGGCGGCUCCGGGUCCGGGUCUGUGGACCAGGACCUCGUCGUCGCCUCCACCUUCGGGACUCUCCUCUCGGUCGUCUACAUCAUCGGUGUGUCCGGUAACGUGUACACCCUGGUGGUGAUGUGCCACUCCAUCCGCUUCGCCACGUCCAUGUACGUGUCCAUCCUGAACCUGGCCGUGGCGGACCUGCUCUACCUGUCCACCAUCCCCUUCGUGGUGUCCACAUACUUCCUGAAGGACUGGUACUUCGGGGACGUGGGCUGCCGGGUCCUGCUCAGCCUGGACCUGCUCACCAUGCACGCGAGCAUCUUCACGCUCACCGUGAUGUGCACGGAGCGCUACCUGGCCGUCACCAAGCCGCUGGACACGGUGCGGCGCUCUAAGAGCUACCGGAAAGCCGUGGCGUGGGGGGUCUGGGUCCUCUCUCUAGUCCUCACCGUACCCAUGACGGUCAUGGUGAACCAGACCACCAAGACCACGCCGGACGGGAGCGUGAAGAGGAUGUGCGCGCCGACCUGGGCCCCCCUGGCUUAUAAGAUCUACGUGACGGUCCUAUUCGGGACCAGCAUCAUGGCACCGGGGCUCGUGAUCGGAUCCCUCUACGUCAAGUUAGCGCGCACCUAUGUGGAGUCCACGCGCAGCUCUGUGAUCAGCAGCAGAGGAGGAGGAGGAGGAGGGAAGAGGUCUCCGAAGCAGAAGGUCCUGAUCCUGAUCUUCAGCAUUGUGCUGGUCUUCUGGGCCUGCUUCUUGCCCUUCUGGGUCUGGCAGCUGUUGACCUUGUACCGGACCCAGCCCUUGGACCUGGCCUCGCACACGCACACCUGCAUCAACUACCUGGUGGCGAGCCUGACGUACAGCAACAGCUGCAUCAACCCGUUCCUCUACACGCUGCUCACCAAGAACUACCGGGAGUACCUGAAGAACCGACACCGGAGCUUCUACCGGUACACGUCGUCGUUCAGGCAGCGGCCGCCCAGCCUCUACUCGUGGGGCAAGUCCGCGUCCUCCAGUAAUCAGUUCGAGUUCACCUCCGAGACGAUGGUCAUGGCGACAAGAGAGUGACAUCACGUGGGAGAGAGGAGGAAGCUUUAGGAGGCGCAAUAGGGCUUGUCCGAGCCAGUGAGCGGCGCCGUCACCCUUGGGUGCCUGUGGGCAUGGCGGGGUCAGAGAUGGCGUGUGCGGGGUCGCACGUGAAAGACACGGUGAUGGCGUAGCGCGUCCCCCACGUCACCUUCUCCACG